Messenger RNA from Gallus gallus (chicken), 1657 nucleotides. It is a transcript of the gene C10orf88, whose product is annotated as C10orf88 homolog. The coding region runs from base 43 to 1350 and encodes 435 amino acids. NCBI's taxonomy places the organism in Eukaryota, Metazoa, Chordata, Aves, Galliformes, Phasianidae. The record is from RefSeq and is a predicted model, not a curated record. The transcript is spliced from 6 exons.
GCAGCCGCUCUGAGCCCGGCGGGUUCCGCGCGCGGCGCGGUGAUGGCGAGUGGCGGCGCGCUGGGCCCUGCGCCUGAUCCGCCCGGCGUGGCGGUGGGCUGCUCGUGGCCCUGCGUGCCGCCCGACGGCCUGGCCCGAGCGCUGUGCCUGCGGCGCGGGGCGGGCCGCGAUGAGGCGAGCGGCGAGGCCGUGGCGGUGGAGCGGCGGGCGGGCGGCGGCGACGCGCCGUGCGUGCUGCAGCUGGAGUGCCGGCCGGGCGCCGAGCGGGUGGCGGCCGUCGGCGUGGUGAGCGAGGCCCGGCACAUGGAGGUGUACGUGGGCGAGGAGUACUGCGGCACCGGGCGCGGGGUGAGCGCGGGCGUCCUGCAGCCCCCGGGUCAAACUGAAACUGUGACUUUAUACGAAAAGUACCUGAAAUUGGAAUGCCCGGCGACCUCCUGUAGGAUUAAGCUGCUCUCCAUUGGUGAGAAACAAAGGGUACUCAUCAGUAAAAUAAUUGUACAAGUGAAUACAGUUUCAGCAAAACUAGCAACUGAUUUUCCUUCACUAGGAUCAAGCAUAGAUCUAGACAGAGUGCAAACUAUAAUGGAAUCUAUGGGAUCUAAGUUGUCUCCAGGUGCUCAGCAACUCAUGGACAUGGUCCGAUAUCAGCAGAAAAACAGUUUACCUCUUGGAGACAGACUUAGCUGGAUGCUUGGGAAGAACUCAGACUUUGGAAACGAGCAUCCAGUAGAUGGAUUACAUGGUGCAGGCAUUCAGACAUCACUACAUCAAUCAGUCAGUGAAUCUCCGUCUGUCAGAAAUCCCUUAACAAGUGAAACAGGAUGUGAAAACUUAAAUCUUGAUCUGGAAGCACAGGUUCCUGACAGAGAGGAUGCUUCUAACUCUAUAGAACUUAAUACACAGCAGAAUACAGUUGACCUCAGAAAUGAUUUUAAAGCUAUGGGGUCUUUGCUUAUGCAGGAGCAAACAGACAGAAUCCGGAACAUUGCUGCUCCACAGAUGCUUCUUCCUUUUCUUCAGAACUUAUGUAGUCAAGUUAAUCAUCUUCGGCUAAAAGAUGGUGAGAGGCAUCUUGAUAAAAACGUGGUGACUAAAGAAGAAGGCAUUCAAACUGUUGGAAUAGAACAACAGCCUAUUUGCUCCUAUCUGGAGAAGAUCAUCUCCAAAAAUAUGGAUCUGAUGGAGAAAAAACUAACGGACUACAUCGAUCGCCAAAUCCAGGCUCUGCAGGCACACAUAGAUGAUAAAAUGGUUCUGUUAGCAGACUUGGUUCAGAACUCAAAGCAAAACAAGAUUUCACAAGCACACUAUGAUUCUAACGAGGGAUUCUCUAAUGGAGAGAGAUGAAGAUAUGGAACUCCAGUGCAAGUGUUUUUAAGGGCAGUUACGCUUUAUAAAGCUUCAUAUUUAUGGAGUUAUAACCACAAAGAACCUCAGUGUUGAUGACUUGCAUUUUGUUACUGUAAUUCUCCACUAUUGUACACAGUUAGUUUUAUGAAAGGUUGUAAGAAUGCAUGGUUUUCCUAAAUAAGAAUUUUGUAUGCCUUUUGUGGCUUAUUUAUUGAAGGAGCUUGGCUAAAAGCCAUGUAAAACAUGGUUUCCCAGUUUCUGUUUGAAAAAACGAAGUACACUAAAUAAACUGAGUUACAGCAUA